Molecule: messenger RNA, 1512 nt
Organism: Daldinia loculata
Lineage: Eukaryota; Fungi; Ascomycota; Sordariomycetes; Xylariales; Hypoxylaceae
Product: dehydrogenase
Exons: 3
Coding region: 1-1512 (503 amino acids)
Molecular function (GO): oxidoreductase activity, acting on the aldehyde or oxo group of donors, NAD or NADP as acceptor
Source: RefSeq, a predicted model, not a curated record
AUGGCAACCCUGAAAUUUCCCGAGCUUUCUGUCUACCGCUACUCAAGCAAUGAUCCAAGCAGGCGCUUUACGGUUACGAAUCCUGCCACAGGCAAGGUACUCACCACAGUCCAAGGCGGAGACCCCGCCACCAUCGACGCAGCCGUGCGCGCCUCGCAGGUAGCUUUCGAAAAGCGCUGGCGACCCUUAACUCACGCCCAGCGGUCGGCAUAUCUCCUCCGCUGUGCCGACGAGCUCGAGAAGCAUCUCGACGAACUCUCCACCAUGAUAUGCAUGGAGAACGGGAAGCCCUUCCUAGAUGCCAAGCAAUUCGACUGCGGCGUCCUCGUGCGAGCGUUCCGAUUUUACGGGAGCUUGGCGGACAAGUUGCCUUCCGCGUUCUACGAUAGGGGCCCCCUAUAUACGACUGUGAUCCACGAGCCAUACGGCGUGUGCGUUGGCAUUCUGCCCUUCAAUUGGCCGCCCAUCUUCGCGGGCAGCAAGCCGGCGCCUGCGCUUGCGGCGGGCAAUACGUUUAUCCUAAAGCCAGGCGAGCAGGCGCCGCUGACGGUGCUUCGGAUCGUUGAGAUCCUAGAGCCUAUCUUGCCGAAAGACGUACUGCUAGCCGUACCAGGGUUCGGGCCCGAGAUUCCGCAGACCUUAGUGGCGCACCCACUCGUCAAGAGGGUUACCUUCACAGGGUCGACAGCCGCUGGAGCAGCGGUAGCACGAACUGCUGCUGAUUCCAUCACGCCAGUAGCGCUUGAGCUAGGGGGUAAGAACGCGAUGACAGUUUUCGAAGACGCAGAUUUCGAUGCUGCGGUACGCACGGCGCUCGAAGGAGCCUUCUUUAAUAAGGGCGAGGCAUGCACUGCCAGCUCGCGCAUCCUCGUGCAACGUGGCAUCUACGACAAGUUUGUCGAGAAGUUGGCCGUCGGUGUGAAGAAGAUCAAGAUGGGCAAUGGUCUCGAUCCCACAACGCACGUUGGGCCGCAGAUAUCCAAGGUCGCACAGCAGCGCCUGCUGGAUUAUAUCGCCCUCGGAGUGAAAGAGGGUGCUAGGAUCGUCGCGCAGGCUGAGCUGCCUUCUGAUCCCGAGUGCAAAGACGGCUUCUUCAUCCCUGCGACUCUCUUCGCAGAUGUAACUGAGGAUAUGCGGAUCGCUAACGACGAGAUGUUCGGUGCCAUUGUGACCGUUACACCAUUCGACACUUUCGACGAUGCGGUUCGCAUCGCAAACUCGGUAGAGUACGGCCUAACGGCUGUCGUCUUUACCAAGGAUCAGGUGAAGGCGAAUCGCUACGUCCGUGCGGUCGAAACCGGAAUGGUUUGGGUAAACAACUAUAAUAGAAACGUGGUGGGCACACCGUUUGGUGGUGUGAAGCAUUCCGGCUACGGCAGAGAGCAUUGCAUAGAGACGUUGUACGAAUUCACUCAACCCAAGGCCGUACAUUCGCCUUCUGGCAUGGUUGAUAUUCCGGAGUGGCGUGGUGUGGUUGACAUUUUUGGACACAGUGGAAGUGAAGUUGUCUAA